AUGACUUCUCACCAUAUCUCAACCCACAGAGAAAACGCAGAGAUCCACACCGGCGAGGCACUUUGCAAGCAAAAGUCUGUAGAAUUACUCGAGGAGAUCCACCUCCCCAAGGGUCUCCUCCCUCUCGAUGACAUCGUCGAGGUGGGUUAUAAUCGCAAUACCGGGUUCGUCUGGUUGAAGCAAAAGAAGAGAAAAGAUCACAGAUUUCAUAAAAUCGGACGCCAAGUAUCUUACGAUACUGAGGUGACAGCUUUUGUCGAGGACCGUCGGAUGCGGAGACUGACUGGGGUCAAGACCAAGGAGCUUUUGAUUUGGGUCUCCAUCUCAGAUAUUUAUAUUGACGAGAGGGAUUUGGAGAAAAUAACGUUUGGUAAUCCGACAGGGAUCUCUAGGACUUUUCCAGUUUCGGCCUUUGAGCUUGAGGAGGAGAAGAAGUGA
Molecule: messenger RNA, 438 nt
Organism: Dovyalis caffra
Lineage: Eukaryota; Viridiplantae; Streptophyta; Magnoliopsida; Malpighiales; Salicaceae
Source: the annotation of a GenBank genome assembly